AUGGGGGUGGGGUGCCGAGUGAACGACGAAUAAGGAGUGCGUUGAAUCUUAGCGCAGAGAGCUCGGGUCACUCUGAAACGCUGCAGCAACUUGGUUUCUCGUUUAUUAGAAGACUGGGAGCGAGAGAUGAGGGAGACACUUUCCGGACCUGAAUAACUCACUAUUAACAAGAGAGGGAAGUGUUAAGGAGAUCAGAACCAGCAAAAGUGAGAAAAAAAAUGGGGAAGAUGCCGAAACAACGAACCGGAGAUAGUCAUGAAGUGUUUUUUGGGUUAAGAAACCAAGGAGCCACUUGCUACCUGAACACAUUGCUUCAGACUCUCUACAUGACUCCUGAAGUGAAGGAGGCUAUCAUCAGCUACGUGGAAAAGACACAUGAAAAGAUCAAUAAGGAUACCAGCAUUUGCUACCAGCUUAAAGCACUGUUUUCACAGUUAGCAACUCAAACAGCAGAUACACAUGGGAUUACAAAGAACUUGGGCAUGAGUGGCGAUGAUGUAUUCAUACAACAGGAUAUAGAAGAAUAUUUCCGAAAGUUACUGAAUGAAGUUGCCACAGAAAGUGAAGGGUCUUGCAAAAUAUUGCAGAUCUACCGGAGUAAAGUGAUUAAUUCUCUGAAGUGUUUGAAAUGCAAGACUGAAACCCCAGAAGAGUGCAUUCUUUUGGAUAUCCCCUUGCCCAUUCGCUCAUUCAAUCAUUCCAUUCAUUUCAAGAGUGUGAUUGACUCGUUUGAAGAUUUCUUGAAAGUUACAACUUUGAGUGGAGACAAUUUGUGUUACUGUGAAACCUGUGAUGAGAAAGCAGAGACUGAGACAAGAUACUACUUUGAAAGUCUGCCAAAGAUACUGGCUGUGCAGCUGAAAAGAUUUGAGUUUGACUAUUUCAAGAUGUGCUUCACAAAGCUGGAUGACAAGGUAGAGAUUCCACAGAAGUUAACAUUUCAGAAGAAGAUUAUAAACAAUGAUAAAACAGAGUGGAGUCUGAUCUCUGUGGAAUCCAAAGAAGCAGCAAAGACGCAUCUAACAUACCUGGAGCCACUGCCAUCGAAAAUACCCAGAAAUGAAGAAUAUGAAGAAAGCCAGAAACCAGCCAAAGAUGAGAGCCAGAAGCAUAACACUACAUAUGAGCUGUUUGCCAUCUGUGAUCAUUCUGGAGGAUAUGGCAGUGGCCAUUAUGUUGCACACAUUAAACCAAUUUAUUCCUGUAAUUGGUACCGUUUUGAUGAUACAAAAGUCAAUGAGAUACAAGGCCCCAUUUCUCGAACAGACUGUGGUGGUGUAGGCAGCCCAUCGAGCAUGCCUUACAGAAGUUCACCUACAGCAUACAUGUUAAUGUACAGGAAGGAGGAAGUAAGCACCUAUCAAGGAGAGAAUGAAGAUGAAGAAAAACAAUCAAACGAACCAAUGUCAAUCAGAAAUGAAAAUGGAAGCCUUGAAUUGGAGGGAAUGGGAGAUGGUGCAGAGUAUCACCAUUGUGAGCAAAGCAAUCAACCUCCCAAUGGAAUUAUAGAAGAUCUUCCAGAAAAUAAUGCAACAGUAGCUAUAGAGAGAAACACAACAAUGGAGAAAAUAGAGAAAAGAAAUUGUGAAAUGAAGGAAAAUGAAAGACAGACACAAGAAACAGAAGUGAAAGAAGAUACACAGACUAUAAAAGAAAAGAGUACUGAAGCAGAUGACACGGUUACACCUGGGGAAAUGCAAAGAACGCAAGGAGAGCAGUGUCAGAUAGGUAGGAAAGAAAAUAUUACGAGAGAGGGCCCUGUGGGACAGCUAAAGGACAGUGAGAGGAAAACAGAAACAAUAAAGGAAACGAUAAAGGAAAAUGGGGGUGAACAUUUAAAUGAAGAGUUCAUGGAAAGCAAUGCAGAUGAAAAGAAUAUUAAAGGGGAAAAUGGAACAGAAGGAAAAAUAUGUGUUAAAGUAGAAGGGAUGAAAGAUGAAACGAUAGUACAGGAAGGAAAAGAUAUAAUAGGUCAAAAUAAAACUGAGUUAGAACAAGAGGAACAGAAAGAAAUGGUACAAAUCAGCGAAAAUGAGGAAUCACAUCAACACCAGGGUUGUAAGGAGCCAAUAGAUAUGGAACAAAAUAAUUAUCCUUCAGCAAGAGAAGAGAAGCCAUUUAUAAGUGAAAAAGCGUGCCAAGAGGAAGAGAGAGUUUUGUUAGUGGAAAUAAAGAAAGGGGAAGGAGUGCAAGAAGAAAUAUCUGGGAAAAUGACAGCAAGGAGGCAGAGUGAACCAGAAACAACAGAGACAGAAAAUGAAACAGCAGAAGAGUGUGUGGAGAAAGUUGUUUAAUUUUAAGAAAGGACCAAAAGAAAAGUCAAAGAGAGCAUAUUUUACCUGUUUUGGAAAGGGAGGUGAAAACUAAAGAGAGUAUCCGACUGAAAAAUCAAAGUGUUAAAAAUAUAAAAGGUGUAUUUUCAGUCUACUUAAAAUGAUUUUUUAAAAUCACCAUUAACUUCAUUUUACAUCGAUUUACAUACAAAUUCAGAAAAACAUGAUUUUCAAUUGAUCUGAAUGAAUUAUUUUCUUUUUAAAUUUUUAAGACAGACCAGCACCAAUAAUUCUCUUGAGUUAUUCAGGCUCAUCUGGCAGAAUAUGUCAUUUUCACAGAGAAUUGCCAAUGUGAUUUUUUUAAAAAAAAUCUUUGGUAAGCUUUUGCUUUUAUUCUGCAUGUUUUUGCUUGCCAACCCUUAGUAGAUUGAAUUUGUGCUGCUAGCAAUGAAUAUUUAACAUCACAGUGUGGAUCUUAUGAAAAAAUAUGAUCACUUUACUGUGAAUCGCCGAUGUCAUUAGCAGCUAGAACCCUACAAUAAAAUAACAUUACUUUUACUUGACAGGAAUGCAUUAGAAAUGAUUGUGAGCUACGAUAUUCACCACACUCUGAAAUAGAAGUAGUUUAUACUUGCGCGCAAGGUGACCUAUGUUGAAGAUAGGUUGAAGACAGGUUGAAGCCAAAUUGCAUUCAUCUUAGUGUGGGAGAGAGACCCAUCAUUGAUAUAUGUUGAAUUAGAGUCCCCAGCAUGUGACAGGACAACCAGUCAAUGGCAGGGGGAUGAAGGCACGGUGGUGGGUGUGGGCCAUGGUGGAGGUUAAAAGAUCCCUUUGCAGAAUUUUAUCCAGUUUCAAAAAUUGGACAAAAAUGAAUUAAUGAUGUUGUUUGAGGUGAGCUGGUAGAAAUUUUUUUUUAAUUUAUUUAAGAAACUGAGUAAAAAAAUUGGAUGACAAAAGAAUGUUAUUUAUAUAUUAAAGCAACUUUUCUAAAAUGGUA
This is a messenger RNA of Carcharodon carcharias (great white shark), 3270 nucleotides long. Its product is annotated as ubiquitin carboxyl-terminal hydrolase 47. Bases 219 to 2294 code for a protein of 691 amino acids. Gene Ontology annotation, molecular function: cysteine-type endopeptidase activity; cysteine-type deubiquitinase activity. The transcript has 14 exons. Lineage: Eukaryota; Metazoa; Chordata; Chondrichthyes; Lamniformes; Lamnidae. Gene Ontology annotation, biological process: protein deubiquitination. The record is from RefSeq and is a predicted model, not a curated record. Gene Ontology annotation, cellular component: cytosol; nucleus.